Molecule: messenger RNA, 1605 nt
Organism: Penicillium olsonii
Lineage: Eukaryota; Fungi; Ascomycota; Eurotiomycetes; Eurotiales; Aspergillaceae
Source: the annotation of a GenBank genome assembly
AUGUCUAGUGCCGUCUCAAACGAAUCUGCAACUCUGCGGCCCCGUGCCGUCCCCAUCCAACCCGACGGGAAGUCGGAUGUGCCUCUUCCCCUUCCGGUGGACAAGCUCACUCAGGAUACAAGUGGCCGCUCUACCCCUGUCGCCGAAGAUGCACCUCCAUCAGCGCAUUCGAUCUCAUCCGCGAGGAAGCAAGUCCGCGCCCGCAACCGCUUGUUCUACACAAUAGACUAUAUCCCUCGUGUGUCACAUUUUGACCCAGAUAGUAACUAUCACAACUUUCGGGGGUUCUUUACCCUUUUCUGGAUUGGCCUGGCCAUCAUGGUCGGCACCAGCAUGCUGCGGAAUCUCAAGGAGACAGGGUUCCCCCUGCGAGUGCGCGUCUGGAGCCUCCUGACGGCUAAUGUGUGGAUGAUGGGCUUGAGUGAUGCUGCCAUGGUGAUGAGCUCAGCACUUGUGCUGCCCAUGCACCGCCUAUGGCGAAGUGGUCCACGGUGGCUGCAGUGGACGCGAGGUGGCAUCAUUGUACAGAGUCUAGCCGAAGCAUUUUGGUUGGUACUUUGGAUCAACUGGCCUUUCAUGAUGCAGUGGACGUGGACUGCACAGGUGUUCUUCACACUGCACACCCUGACCAUUCUUAUGAAGUUACAUUCAUAUGCCUUUUACAACGGUCACUUGAGUGAGACCGAACGACGACUUGCUUCACUGGAUAAGCCGGGUGAGAAAUCUUCCGACGCCGCCGCUGCUGCAGCAGUGCAUUACCCGGAGAUUCAUCGACGCCGGCCAUCCAUGAAGCAGCAUGACGACAGCAAAACCUCGGCUCCGUUGGACAGACUGCGGGAAGAUCUUGCCACAGAAUUGACCUCUCCGCUGGGCAAUAUUUCAUACCCGCAAAACCUCCACGUUGCAAACUAUGUCGACUUCCUCUUCUGCCCGACGCUCUGCUACGAGCUGGAGUAUCCACGCCGAGAAGAGCGACGCUGGUCGGAGAUCGGCUGGAAAACUAUGGCCGUGUUUGGCUGUAUUUUCCUACUCACAUUGGUCAGCGAGGAGUACAUCCUUCCCGUUCUGGUUGAGGCUAGUGCUCAGCUUCAUCAGUUCCACAGUGUCACUGAAAAGGCUCUUGUUCUUGCGGAGACCAUCAGCAUGCUUCUAUUCCCAUUCAUGAUCACUUUCCUGCUUGUCUUCCUUGUCAUCUUUGAAUACGUGCUGGGUGCAUUCGCAGAACUAACUCGGUUCGCCGAUCGCCAUUUCUACGCAGAUUGGUGGAAUUCGUGUGACUGGAUGGAAUUUUCUCGCGAGUGGAAUGUCCCAGUCCACCACUUCCUCUUCCGCCACGUGUACUGGCCCUCGCGCUGUAAUUUUUCCCAGCCAGUGGCCAUGGUGAUCACCUUUUUGGUCAGCUCGAUUUUCCAUGAACUGGUGAUGAGCUGCAUCACCAAGAAGUUGCGGGGAUACGGGUUCUUGGCCAUGAUGCUUCAGCUUCCCAUUGUUGCGAUUCAGAAAUCACGCUACUUCCGUGGACGAACCAUUCUCAACAAUGCAUUCUUCUGGUUCUCAAUGAUUUUGGGUCUCUCGAUGAUGUGUGCAUUGUACGUCCUGGUCUAG